ACAAUUUCAUUCAGGCAUUUGGUGGACACCCAUCAAGCUGUCCGAGGACCCCAGGAUGUCCAUGCUUGCCGAACCCCGGAGAAAACAGAAGUGGUCUGUGGAUCCAAGGAACAGCACCUGGAGCAAUGAUGACUCCAAAUUCGGCCAGAAGAUGCUGGAGCGAAUGGGCUGGUCCAAGGGCAAGGGUCUGGGGAAGUCUGAACAAGGCUGCACGGAUCAUUUGAAAGUCAAGCUUAAAAACAACAACCAUGGUCUCGGUGCCACUGCCAGUUAUGAGGACAACUGGAUCUCCCACCAAGAUGAUUUUAAUGAGCUUCUAGCCCAGCUGAACAGCUGCCAUGGUCAGAACAACAGCAGCACUGAAGCCCAAUCAGAAGAGCAGAGGAGCUUCAGCUUGGAGGAGAAGUCCAAGACGUCCAAGAAGAGGGUCCACUACAUGAAGUUCACCAAAGGUAAAGAUCUGUCGUCCCGAAGUGAAACGGACCUCAACUGCAUUUUUGGCAAAAGAGCUAAAUCCUCCAGAGACUCUGAGCAGGAGGGCGGCAGCAGAGACUCCCCGUGUGAGGAAGAGACGCCGGCAGACACCGAGUCCAUCACCAAGACCGUGACCAGCACGCUCACCAUGCAGGAGUACUUUGCCCAGAGGAUGGCCAGCCUGAAGAAAGCUCGAGCAGAGGGGGCUCCAUCUGAAGCCUCGAGUCCCGUCCAGACCUCUGAUCCUGAACCAGAUGAGCCCAAGAAGAAGAAGAAGAAAAAGAAGAGGACAGAGGCUGUUGAGGUGGAAGGAACUGAGGACAGCCGUGGUCAGGUUAUUGCCGAAGAUGAGCAGCCUUCCAAGAAAAAGAAGAAACGAAGAAAAAACGAAGAUGACACUGCGACUGAAAUCUCUUGCACUACCUCUGGUGUGGAGGAGAAUUGUGACGAGGCGCCUCCAUCCAAGAAGAAGAAGAAAAAGAAGCAAAAAGAAAACAUGAAUGAGCAGAUGAAUGGACAUGAACUGACUGGGAGCCUGACAGAAAAGUCCAAGAAGAAGAAGAAGAAGAAGAAGAAGAAGAAGAAGAAGAAAAGCAGAGAGGAGACGAGUGAUGAGGUGUAGGAGAAGAUCACCACAGUAGCAGCAUCGCAUCUGUUUCAGGGUUUCACUGCUGUUCAGGACUCAUUUCAUGAACGCAUUCUUUGUCCUCCUGACUGACAGGAACACACACACACACAGAUAGGUGCCUGGGUUUUGGGUUGUUGGAUGAACUUUUUUUUUUUUUUUUUUUUUUUUUAAUCAGCUGUGUUUUGGGAGUUGCCGAACGCCAAUGUUGACGUUUUUUAAUAGAGUUAAACAUGAAAUAAGGUUUGUUGGAAGCACCUGAAUUGUGUCAGAGAUGCCUUAUGAAUUCCAAGCUAGUACAAGAUGGAUGUCUGCUGCCUUUGUCAUUGAACUUUUUUUUCAGUUAUUGUAAUAUUCUUAAAUCAUGGUAUGAAACAUUAAAAAACAUACCAUGGUC
This is a messenger RNA of Synchiropus splendidus (mandarinfish), 1496 nucleotides long. RefSeq names its product PIN2 (TERF1) interacting telomerase inhibitor 1 (gene pinx1). Lineage: Eukaryota; Metazoa; Chordata; Actinopteri; Syngnathiformes; Callionymidae. The coding region runs from base 56 to 1096 and encodes 346 amino acids. Gene Ontology annotation, biological process: regulation of ribosome biogenesis. The transcript is spliced from 7 exons. Gene Ontology annotation, cellular component: nucleolus. Gene Ontology annotation, molecular function: nucleic acid binding; telomerase inhibitor activity. The record is from RefSeq and is a predicted model, not a curated record.